Messenger RNA from Strongylocentrotus purpuratus (purple sea urchin), 681 nucleotides. Its product is annotated as aggrecan core protein-like. The record is from RefSeq and is a predicted model, not a curated record. Gene Ontology annotation, molecular function: calcium ion binding. NCBI's taxonomy places the organism in Eukaryota, Metazoa, Echinodermata, Echinoidea, Camarodonta, Strongylocentrotidae. The coding region runs from base 1 to 681 and encodes 226 amino acids. The transcript is spliced from 4 exons.
AUGGACAUCUGUCCUUAUGGUAUCUCCGAAUAUACUGGGGAAUCGGUCAAGUUUGUUCCCAAGUAUCUAACACGUGAUCACCCUGAAUAUGACGCCAGAACACCAAAAGAAGCGAGGGACAAAAUGAACUUGUACUGCGCUCAUCCAGCAUGUUACUCCCAUCCUUGUCUUAACGGAGCGACUUGCGUUGAAGAGCUUGAUGGGUAUAGCUGCUCCUGCCUCGGAGGAUACAUCGGAAUACAUUGCGAGCAGCUUGUCUGCCCAGUCGGUUGGGUGUAUGGGCACACAAAGUGUUUCCUGAUCGUGAACUCACUCCCGGACGCUGCUUGGACGACUGCUCGUGACUACUGUAAUGGUCUGGAUGCAGUUACCAUGGGCAACGGGGAAAUGGUUGAGCCUUCUCUGCUCUUCAUAGAGAAUGUGGAAGAAUACGAUUUGCUGAAGCCUCACCUGAAUGAACUCAGGAGCUGGAUAAACUGCAAGUAUGUCAAUACAUGGAAGUGUUACACAGACAGAGCAGGGACCAAAAGUGACUACCGAAAUUGGGCACCAAAUCUACCAAGGACCAGUAAUAAAUAUAAGUGUGCGAUGCUGUGGACGGACAACGGUUCAAUGCACAACCGCGUUUGUACGCAUCAGGAUGCGUAUCAACCUAGCACUGUUUGUCAGGUCAACCUAUAA